Messenger RNA from Nymphalis io (European peacock), 2575 nucleotides. RefSeq names its product probable chitinase 2. Gene Ontology annotation, molecular function: chitinase activity; chitin binding. Lineage: Eukaryota; Metazoa; Arthropoda; Insecta; Lepidoptera; Nymphalidae. The record is from RefSeq and is a predicted model, not a curated record. The coding region runs from base 89 to 1579 and encodes 496 amino acids. Gene Ontology annotation, biological process: carbohydrate metabolic process; chitin catabolic process. The transcript is spliced from 9 exons. Gene Ontology annotation, cellular component: extracellular region.
AAAGCACUAAAGACAUUAUUUCCACAGGUCAGUACGCGCGUGUGCGCGUUAAGAAUUACAUGUCGCACGAUAUUUUGUUGAAAUCAAAAUGGCGGCAUUUAUAAGUUUAUUUUUUUUAUUUGUGACACUGUUACAUGAGUUAGUCGACGGCCGUGGAUUAGCAGGAUCCUCACAUGACAAGGUUAUAGUGUGCUACGUGUCCCGAUGGUCGGUUUACAGGCCUGGAGCUGGUAGCUUUGACAUAUUCGAUAUAGAACCAUCUCUCUGCACGCAUCUCAUUUAUUGCUUCGUCGGCCUUGACGAGAACUCGUUUAAGAUUAAAAAUAUUGAUCCACACCAAGAUUUGGAAACAGAUAAUGGUAAAGGAGGCUUCAAACGUAUUGUGGCCUUGAAAGAAAAACACAAACAUCUAAAAGUAUCAGUUGGUAUUGGAGGAUGGAAUGAGGGUUCUGCUAAAUAUUCCAAGAUGGCCGCUGACUCAAAACUGAGGAAUAUAUUUAUAAGGAGCGUCAUGAACUUUUUAGAAACUCAUAAAUUCGAUGGUCUUGAUCUGAACUGGGAUUACCCGACCCAAAGAGGAGGUAAACCGGAGGAUAGAAAAAACUUCGUACACUUGAUAAGGGAAUUAUCAGAGGCUUUCGAACCAUAUGGCUUCCUUCUCACAUCUGCAUUGCGACCUGGUAAAGAUGAUAUGGACACUGUGUAUGAUCUAACACAUGUCAAUUACUACCUGGAUUUUAUGAUUAUUAUGACGUAUGACUACCAUGGAGCUUGGGACGGUGUGGUUGGAGCCAAUGCGCCAAUACGUGGCCAACACAAAGAUGAUAUAUAUAGCAUAGAAUACACAGUCAACUACCUCCUGUCGCAUGGUCUCACUCCGAGUAAAAUGGUAUUUGGUUUACCCAUGUACGGACGAACCUAUACAUUCAAUACUCGUGGUGUAAAAGACAUAAUCUUUGGCGAAACAACAACAAAAACAACUGGUUUUCAAGGGCAAUUCAGUAAAGAAGACGGGUUCAUGGGAUACAAUGAGAUCUGUUUGGAAAUUACAAACAAAUCCUCACUAUGGACUCAACACUGGGAGGAGCAUACGAGCACGCCGUACAUCCGAGAUGAUGAACGUUUCAUCACUUACGAUAAUCCUCGCUCCAUCGCCAAUAAAGUGAAAUAUGCAAUGGAUCGUGGUUUCGGUGGCUUCUCAGCUUGGAGUAUCGUCACUGAUGACUUCAGGGGUUCCUGUGACGAGGAACCAGAUACUUACAAAGAUUACAUUGAGAGAUUCAAUAAGAUUUCAGACCAAAAUCUAUUGAAAGAUGCCCUAAUAAGUUUAACAGAAGGCGACAAUGAGAAUCAAUUCUACGUGAUAUCGGAUAAAAAAGUACGCUUACGUCUUCCGAAGCCGAGUUUCGCUAAUUAUCCCCUUCUAAGAACUGUCAACGAAGCUAUAUUCCUAGCAACAGAAGAGAAAAAAGUUCUAGAUGAAAUGGAAAAGAUUAAAACUCAAAGAAGGAAUGAAUUGGAGAAGGGCAGUUCUCCCUGUAUUAGGACUUGCACAGAGGUCUGCUUUUAUGGCUUGUAAGGUGACAGAUGACGGUGACGUCACAAUGUGCAGUUUCCUACUAUUACUUUAGAUAACAUAGAAUGUAGAUUUGAUACCUCAUAUACUAUUUUUUUUUUAAAUUUUGUAACAGUUUGUUUUUAAACCUAGAUGGACUUUAAAAAAAAUACAAAGAUCUUAAUAUUAUUUUUUAUUUUUAUUUAGUUAAAGUUAGUUGCAUUAUUUACUUUGACUAGUCAAUACAGUUGUAUAACUUUUGUAAUAAAAAUAAAUUAAUGAUAAGACAAAUGCCUAAUAAAUAGAAGUGUAUUUUUGUAUAUUAGUCCUCUACGCGUUCCUAAGCAGUUCAUCCAUUUUGAUGAAGCGAGGUAGAAAGGUUAUAAUCCUAGGUAAUUUCGAUAAAUGUUCAGGCGGCUUUUUUUCGUUGAAAAAACCUCAAUACCACAACGUAGUCUGGAAAUUGGAAGUAUACACCGUGGCUCAGAAAGCACGUAAAGCCGCUGGUCCUGCUCCUAAACUCUUUCCGGUCGUGUCGGAUAUGCUGUCCCAUCAGCUAUUAUAUAGAUAGUGUACCCAUAUGCUCAUACACUUCAGCACAAUAAUAUGCCUAGCCUGGUCUAGUUGUCUAGCUGCCAAAUUGGUCAGGAGAACAUCAUCAUCUCUAUCCGCGCGUAACCGGUAUAAGUAGCUAGUACUUAAUAAAUAUGAACUGUAAUUUAUUAUAUUAAAUUUUUGUACUGAUUGAAUUACUUAAGGAAAUAAAAAAAUAAAAAAAAAACUAUUUUGCAGUUAUAUAAUAUAUUAUAUAAUUAAAAAAUUGUUAAUACGUAAGCAUGUAUUUCAAAUAUAAAAAUUUUAAAUAAAAUUUUUUAAUCGUUGAACACUUCCCCUUUCCUUACCGGUUGUCAAGUAAACGGUAGAUUUUUGAUUUGCCUAAAAUUGACUCUUUUUGGGGUAGAGAAACGAAAUAAAUGUUAUAGUUUAGCAAAAGGAAUAAAAUUUAUAGUUUAAAAACCA